Puma concolor (puma) is the source of this 627-nucleotide messenger RNA. The record is from RefSeq and is a predicted model, not a curated record. Lineage: Eukaryota; Metazoa; Chordata; Mammalia; Carnivora; Felidae.
AUGGAGACCGUGGCGACCACGGCGGCGGCGAGGGAACCCGAUGAAGGCUGCACAGAGCCCAGUACUGGGCACUGGGGGGAGCUGAGCUGGACGCCUGUCCCACCCAGACCCCAGGACAAGGUGAAAGCAGCAGAGGGAGCACCAGAGGCCCCGAAUGGUGGCCCCCCUGGGGUUGAGGAUGCGGCGGUGAGUGCCAUGCUGCGUGCCGUGGCCGCCAGCCGCCUGCCCGUGUGCAGCCAGCAGCAGGGCGAGCCUGACCUGACCGAGCAGGAGAAGGUGGCCAUCCUGGGCCAGCUGUACCAUGAGAAGCCGCUGGUGUUCCUGGAGCGCUUCCGCACGAGCCUCCGUGAGGAGCACCUGGCCUGCUUUGGCCACUUGCGCGGUGACCAUCGGGCAGACUUCUACUGUGCCGAGGUGGCCCGGCAGGGCAGCGCCCGACCCCGCACCCUGCGCACCCGCCUGCGUAACCGGCGCUACGCUGCCCUGCGUGAGCUCAUCCAAGACAGCACUGUGGAUGACAACCCCGACUUUGACAAUCUAGACAUCGUGGCGCGGGAUGAGGAGGAGAGGUACUUCGACGCGGAGGAGCCCGAGGAGGCACCCAGCCCAGAGCUGGAUGGGGACUGA